AAGAUAAAGAAAAACUAAAAGCGGAAAUUACUCCUACAGAAAAAAGGGAGAUUGAAACUGAAACUGCCGUAGCAUCAUCAGCGGAAAAACAGGUUAUAACUUCUGCCAACCAACCAUCAUCAAUAACUACGAAGCCUGAACAUCAGAUAGCUACCUCAGUGCCAAGUAAAACUAGUAUCAAGCACGAAGAGCAAGUUCUUGAAUCAUCUAAAGUGUUAGAAAAAAAUAUUAUUGAACUCAAAGAAGUUGUUGAAACAUGUCAAAAGGUCAAAUACGGUACUAAACCUGAAAAUGAGAAAACGCAAAUGACAGUAACCGAGAAAUUAACUACAGAACAUAUUAAACAAGCCCCCAAGCAUGACAAACCAAUUUCAGGACAAGAAAUGGAUAUAGUGAAACAAAAAGAUAGUCAUGAAUUAAAUGACGAAGAUACGGCGAAACAAAAUCCUGAGCAGUCAACCCCAAGAGAUGACGGAACAAGAAUUACAAAAACUACAAUUACAAAAACAGAUCCAUCCAAGUCUUCAUUACAGACGACUAGCACAAUAACAGCUACUAAGACAUCAACUGUGACAACAAUAGAGGUCACUCAAAGUGCAUCUUCAUACAAGAUCAGUCCUGAAGAUUACGAAUCUGAGGUCACUAUUGAAGAAAUUGAUAGUGAACCUUGCCAAUCUUCACAAGUGCUUGAUAAAGAAUAUACUACGGAUGUUUCUAAAGAUCGUUAUGAAAUAACAACUGAAGAUGUAUCUCCCAAAGACAUAAUCAAGUCUAAACCUAUUGAUGAAGCUUAUAUAAAACAGAAAUCACCCGAAGUAGAAACAAAAAUAGCUGAACCUCCCAAAAUUAUCGAAGUGACCGAGGGUGUUAUUUUUGAUCCUAAAACAUCUUUGGUUAUUUCAGAAGCUAUUGGAGUGUCUGGAGAUUUGUUAGAAGCUGUAAAUAAAGGUGUCGUUCCAUCUCAGAAUGUUAAAGUUGUAGAUCCGAAAACAGGUGUUCAGAUUUCACUCCCAGAAGCUAUUAAAAAAGGUGUUGUCGACGAAAAAACUGGCAAAGUGAAAGACACAACAGGGAAAAAAAUUAGUUUCGCAGAUGCAGCGAAGUUGGGGCUUGUAGCCGUUGUGGGUGCACCUAUUUACGCAGCAUCUAAAGUAAUUGAAAUUGUUAAAAAUGCAGUCGUAGUUGAUCCUAAAACUGGAGAAAAAUUACCUAUAGAUCAAGCUCGUCAACGCGGCUUAAUUGACUCACAGGCUUAUGGCAAAUAUGAAGAGGUUAUAAAAAGUAAUACUUGUCAAGAUAUUACUACUUCUCAGGUUACUGAAUAUAUCAAAACAGUAGUAGUCGUCGAUCCGAAAUCAGGCGAAAAAUUAUCCAUAGAUGAUGCUUAUCAGCGUGGACUUGUUGAACCCGAUGUUUAUGAAGAGUACAAAAAAUCUGGGCAAAUUGCAAAUACUGAAGGAUUAGUUUCUUCAACAGAAACUAGUCCUAAAAGGGAAAUUUUGCAGCCAAGUUCGAUUGACGAAUCUUCUUUGAUUAUACGACAAGGUACUAUGACCGUAACUGACAUCGUCAAAACGGUCAUUGUAGAUCCUAAAACCGGUGAACAAGUAACUUUAGAGGAAGCCCUUAACCGUGGUUUAGUUAACCAAAAGGAGUAUGACACAUUACAAGAUACUGCCAAAUCUUAUAGUCCACAAAAUAUAGUUGUAUCAAAAACUUCAGAAACAAAAUCAUUCCUUAUUGAAGAUCCUAAAUCUGGUAAGAAAUUGAAAUUAGACGAGGCACUUGAACAAGGUAUAAUUGACUCUGAUACUUAUGAAACAUAUGAAGAUUCUUCUAAGUCGUACGAUGUCAGAGAUGUAUAUGUUAUUGAUCCUAAAACAAACGAGAAGUUACUAUUAGAAGACGCUUUAAAACAGGGUGUCAUUGACUCUGAGAGUUAUGAGAAGCUUAAAGAUAAUGCAGAUCACCAACAAGUAUCACAUGAAACUAAAGUUAUUAAAACCAUUCUCAUUAAAGAUCCACAAACAGGUGAAAAUAUGUCUUUGGAGGAAUCUUUAAAUAGAGGUGUUAUAGAUAAAGACACAUAUAUAAAAUAUAACGAAGUGUUAAAAUCUAACAAUCCUGAAGAUUUGAUGCUUCUGCAACGUCUUAAGGAUUUUGAUAUAACAGUCACCGAACAGAUUGUACAACACCAAGUAAUAACUAAAACUACAACCAGGGCUGGAGAAAUAAUAACAAGUAAAAAAAUUGAAUAUGAACCGACCAUUUCUAUAGAACAAAAAGUCUCAGAGUUCGAAGGUCCAAUUCAGACAGUUGUUAAGGACGGUAAGACCGUAUCUGCCAUGUUGAUUGAUGCCGAACGACAACCCUUAAGGGUAAUUGAUGAAAUAACUGAACAAAAUGUAACGAAAGAGAAACAGACUCCUGUUAAACCAUUAUAUGAAAACGUAACGCUCAUCGAUGCUAUUGCUCAAGGUAAAGUGGAGCCUAAAAUUUGUAGGAUUAUCAUAAACGGCGUUGAAUCUCCACUUACUGUUCAAGACUCUCUUGAACAGGAACAGAUAAGCCGAUUUGUACAGGUUGAUGUACUGUCUAAAAAUUGUGUAGUGUUGAAAGAGACCAAACCCGCUUACUGUGUCGCUAUAUCUCAAAGAUUAACCCCAGAAGAAUUAUCAGAAAUGGGCGUAUAUGAUAUUGAGAAAGGUAUUUUCUUAAAUCCUGAAACAGGGGCUAAGAUAUCCUUUGAAGAGUUGGUUUAUAGCUUACAAAUAUUCGAUCCCGAGGCUAUAUUAGUUAAAGAUUUAAGUUCUAAAUCGGACGAUUACAUUUCAUUUGAUGAAGCUAUCGCUAGACCUAUAAUUGAUAAAACCACAGGUCACAUGGUCAAUCCGAAAACCGGUAAACGCGUGCCCUUCUUAGAAUGCGUUCAAUUGCGAUGGAUUGUAGAGAAACCUGAUGAUGUUUCAAUAACGGAACAGGUCACAAUUGAAUCCGCGCUAGAACAAGGACUAUAUAAUGCUCAGACAGGUGUAAUAAAAGAUGUUAAUACUGGUGCCUUAGUGCCUAUAGGUGAAGCGGUGCAAAAAGGCUUGAUAGAUCAUGAGUCUUUGUUAAUCACCGUACCGCGAACUAAUGAAUUAGUAACUCUCUCAGACGCAAUAGAGCGUGGUAUACUCGAAAUUCACGACGGGGUUAUCACUAUUAUUGAGACGCAAGAAAUCAUUGAAAUAUCUGUUGCUAUCCAACGCGGUUUGAUUACUAUCAUCCGACGGGCUGUUUCUAUUGAAGCAAUUAUAAAGAGCCAAAUGUAUGAUUCCAAAACGGGAAAAGUUAAGGAUAUUUUGACUGAUCAAUUAAUUACUGUACGCGACGCGGUAGAUAGGAACAUAGUUCAUCCAACAAUAUCUGAAGUAAAAGAUACGGGAACCGAUAAAUUCCUACCAUUAGGAGAUGCUCUUGAUGUAAAACUCGUUGAUCCAAUAACAGGGAAAUUAAAAGACAAAAAGACUGGUAAAUACAUUCCAUUAGACGAUGCAUUAAAUAAAGGAUUGGUUGCUACUAAAUCUGUUACUUUCACUUUGUUCGAUAUCAUCGAAUUAGGUUACUAUACACCUGAAAAUGGACAAAUUCUAAAUCCGAUAUCGGGUAAAAUUAUAACACUGAAGAAAGCUAUUCACGAGAAACUUGUAGAUCCUACCGAGAUACAAAUUAAAGAUGAUAAGUCAGAGGCAGUUGUAUCGUUCGAUAAAGCUGUACAGUCUGGCCUGAUAGAUCUUGAACAAGGAAUAAUCACGUCACCAGUUAUGAACCUUAAAGAUGCGUGUGAUAAGGGUUAUCUUCUUAGCGAUAAAAAACCAUGGACAUUACAAGAAGGUCUCGUACAAGGAUUUUACGAUCCUGGAACGGGUCUUUUGACAAUUAAUAAUGUUACAAUGACUUUAGAAGACGCUAUCAAAAUUGGUAAUAUAAAUCCAGAAGCUUUGACUGUAAGAAAUGCAAUAACGGGGGAAAUUAUUUCAUUGUCAGACGCUAUCAAAGUAGGAAUAAUUGACUCUAAAGAAGGUAGGGUUAGAGAUCCGGUUCACGGGGAUAAAAUAUCCCUUACAGAUGCCGCUGAACGUGGUUUAAUUGUACCCGCCAAACGAAAAUUAAGUUUGCCAGAAGCAGUAUUUAAGGGUUUCUACGAUCCAAAAACUGGUAAAUUUUCACAUCCUCAAAGUAAAGAGAAAGUGCCCACUGAUAGGGCAAUAAGGAAACGAAUGAUAGAUCCUCAGUCAACUUUGGUACACUUUGCUGGUAAAGUAAUUCCGUUUGAAUUCGCAGUAGACAGAGGUAUUGUAGAUAGCAGAACAGGUACUAUAUUUGUAGGCGAUGAAAAAAUUGACUUCCGUGAAGCUUUUGAAAGGGGGGUUUUAGUUGAAGUUCGUAAACCUUUAUCGCUCGUUGAAGCUAUUGAAAAGGGUGUUUAUAAUGAAAUAUCUGGACUGUUUAUGGAUCCACAAACUGGUAAAAAGUACACUCUUACUGAAGCAAUUAAACUUCAUUUGAUCGAUCCUCAUUCAGUGCACAUUCAAGACAAUAGAUUAGGUAAAUGGGACAAGUUGUCAUUACCAGAGUCCUUAGAAACAGGAGUCAUAGAUGAUCAAAGUGGUAAGAUCAGAAAUAUAAAUAAUGACAAUGAAGAAAUUUCUUUACGCAAAGCAUUUGAAAUCGGUCUCCUUGUUGAUAGUAAAGCACCAAUAAGCUUGCAAAGAGCAUUGCAUCAAGGACUUUACGAUGAUGCGACCGGUAAAUUUAUUGAUCCAACUAGUAAUCGUAAAAUUACUCUUCAUGAAGCUAUUAGGAGGUCAGUCAUUAGUCCGAAGUAUCUAUGCUACUUCGACAAAAAGUCUGAAAAACCUUUGUCUCUUGGAGAGUGUUGCCGUAACGAAAUUAUUGAUAGGAGAAGUGGCAAGUUCCACGAACCAGGUUCCGAUGUCCAGAUACCCUUAUCUGAAGCCAUGAGUCUAGGAUUAAUCGUGGAUAUUGAAAGUGCUGGCUUCACUUUGUACGACACAUUAGCCAUGAACAUGUAUAACAUAACAGAAUUAAUAUUUAUUCAUCCGGUAACGGAACGUAAAAUAACACUUAAUUUAGCAAUAGCUGAAGAGCUCAUAAAUCCUGAAACUUCCUUGGUUAAACAUAUACCGUCUAGCAAAUAUAUUAAAUUGACUGAAGCCAUCGAAAGCGGUAUAGUAGACGAUGAAAACAAUAUUUACGUUCUACCUAACGGCAAUCAAAUCAAUUUGUUAGAUGCUAAACAUCGCGGUCUUGUUGUAACGACAAAGAAAAAUCUUAGCCUAGAAGAAAUAAUUAGAAACGGCUUAUUUAGAGCGGAUAACGGCAAAAUCGUUGAUCCAUGCACAAACGAAUUCAUCGAUAUAAAUAAAGCUAUCGACAUUGGUCUCCUCAAUCCGGAACUUACAGUUGUUAAAGAUAGCUUUACGAAUAAAUACAAACCGCUUUUAUUGGCUAUUCAACAAGGUGAUGUUGAUGUUGCAAAAGGCAGGGUACUAGAUACAAAAGCAAAGAAAACAUUUAGCAUUGACACUGCGUUCGAUAAGGGUUUGCUCGUGACUGUUAUACAGCCAAUUACUUCUCAAACAAUAUCUAGAAAAUUCGUGUCAGAUAGUGCGGCCUAUAAACAACCCAUGCUUAGGGAAUUUUCUCUUGAUGAAGCUAUCAAGUAUGAAUUUAUUGAUCCAGAAACGGCCGUCAUAAAAGAUCCCCAUAAGAAUAAAUACAUUCCACUUAACCUAGCUAUUACUGAGGGUAUUAUUGACAAAAAUGCGAAGGGAUCUUUCGAUACUCAGAAUAGGUCGCGCACGCUUUGUUUCGUUUUUGAAAACGGUUUAAUUGUGUACGUAAGAGAGCCUCUUACGUUCGAACAAGCGCUCGAAAAGGGUUACCUUAACGUUAGUACCGCUCGAUUUACCGAUCCAUCCUCCAACGAAGUGCUCACGAUUAAAGACGCAACCACACUUGGGUAUAUUGAUGCAGACACAGCGCUCAUCAAAGAUAAUCUCAAAAAAAGGCUAACUAAACUUCCGGAAGCUUUCCGUAAGGGUUUCAUGGACGCUGAAAAAGGCAAUAUAUUAGACACUGAGACCUCAAAACUUAAUACAUUAUCUGCUGCAAUCGAAAGCGGUCUACUCAUGACGCCAAAGAAGAGCUUCACCUUAAUCGAAACUCUAAAUUUCGGUAUCUACAAUCCUACUACCGGUGCCUUGAACGAUCCAUUCAUUACUACCAGCGUUAUCGAUAGAAAGAGGCUUAAUUUAGACGAAGCGAUCCAACAAGGAAUCGUUGACCCGUCAAGCACAGUUGUCAAGGAACCGGAGACCGGAAAGAUAUUGCCAUUGGUUCAAGCUAUAGAACAAAGGUUGGUUGAUCCCGUUGAAGGCAGACUCACGAUUGAUGCAAAGAAAGGAAUCAGUCUUGAUUUAGUCAAAGCCCUAAAGAAGGGAUAUUUGCUGCCAGCAGAAACGAGGCAAGCAGUAGAAGAGAAAUAUAGGCUUUGCGACGACACCCUGUCGAAAUUGCUCGAAUGGAUCGGCAAUGUCGAAGACCGAUUAGCCAACCAAGAGGCAGUAAAGGAAGAUAUCGAUGAACUACGUAACCAGAUAAAUACAUUGAAGUCGAUCAAGGAUGACCUUGAGGGUCAUCAGCGUCAAGUAUCCGCUUGCGCAGACCAGGCCAAGCAACUCCUCGUGUCCGGAGGCGACGUGCUUGCUCCACAUGAGGUGGCAGCACUGGAGCGCGGCGUGCGCCAGCUGAAGCAGCGCUGCGACAAGUGCUCCGACAAGUGCGACAAGAUGCUGAGAAGGCUCGCGGCCGCCAGGGACGAGCUCGCCAAGUUCAUCAACGAAUUGAACACAUUUAACGUAUGGAUGGAUGGCGCGUACCGCACGUUGGAAGACAAGGAGGCGGCUCUGUCCAAGCUGGACACGCUCUCCUCGCAAACGGACGACAUCAGAGAGUUCGUGUCUGACGUCAUCGCGCACCAAGCAGACCUGAGGUUCAUCACAAUGGCCGCGCAGAAGUUCGUCGACGAGAGCAAGGAGUUCCUGUCGAUCCUGAACGAGUACCGCACGUCGCUGCCGUCGCGGCUGUCGCACGUCCCGGCGGGCGAGGAGGGCGCGGUGCGGGGCGCGGCGGGCGCGGCGCGGCGGGCGCACGGCGAGCUGGCGGCGCGGGCGCAGCGCCUGCAGGACCGCCUGCGCGCCGCCAGCGACCGCGCCGCGCACCACGCGCACGCGCUCGCCAGGGCCCAGCGCUUCCUCGACGAGGUGGAACCCCAGGUCCGCAGCGUGCUGUCGGAGCAGGUGGGCGGAGAGCCUCGCUCUGUGGAGGCGCAGCUGUCCCGCGCCAAACAUCUGCACAACGAGAUCCUGGCGCAGGGACGACUCAUCGACAACGCCAAGGAUGCUUGUGACCAACUAGUAAAAUCUCUAGAGGGUCACUUGACUCCUGCCGAGAUUCGGCAGUUGGAAGUGCCGGUGGUGGACCUCACCAGCCGGUACCAUGACCUCUCCGAGGCCGUUGGUAGCCGAUGCUCGGAACUGGAGGCUGCCCUGCUGCAGUGCCAGGGUCUGCAGGACUCCGUCGAGGCCCAGGCGCAUUGGUUGGGCGAAGCCGAGGACUUGUUUAAACAGCAGCUGGUGGGCGCGUCGCUGGUGGUGGCGCGGCUGGAGGAGCAGGUCCGGGAGCAGCGGCGCGCGCACGCACAGCUGGGCGGGCGGCGCGCCACGCUGCAGGCGCUCGCGCACUGCGCCGCCGCCGAGCCCGCGCCCUCCCGCCUCGCCAAGAAGCUGGAGCAGCGCGCGCAGGACAUAUACGCGAGAUACGAAAAGCUAGUGGAACGCUCGGCCAAACGCUCUGAAUUCUUGGACGAAGUGUCGGCCGAGUUGGCCCAGUUCACCCAACAGGCCAACGUGUUGGACGCGACGUACGGCCAACUCAUCGAGCAGUCCGAGGGCCGCGAGCUCGCCAGGAUGCCGGCCGACCAGCUCGGGGCUAGACUGGCCGACCUGGCCAACUAUAGGGACAAACAAAUGCCGCUUCUAGACGAAUGUCUGCGUAUGGGGAAGAGGUUGGUCGCGAAGAAAGACGUCACCGACACGCACGUUGUACUCGACAAAAUGAAGGCUCUGGAGAACCAGUGGCGCGACUUCAACACGUCCUUGGAAGAGAAGCAGAAACUGUCCAGACAGCGCGCCGACCAACUCACCCAAUACGAGUCUUUGAAGAUUCAGGUACUGGACUGGCUCCAAUCGAUGGAGAACAGAGUGUCUCACCUCCAGCCCGUGGCAGUCGACCUGGACGUCAUCAAGCGUCAGCAGGACGAGCUGCGCCCUCUAGCGAAGGAGUACAGAGACUACUCCAUAACCAUAGACAAGGUGAGCGAGGCCGGCGCCGCGUACGAGGCGCUGCACCGCGCCGACCGCGCCGACAGCCCGCACCGCAAGAGGCAGCUCUACAGCCCGACCAAGCGACACACGCCCAGUCGCACUUUGGAUGGAAGGUCGCCUUCUCCAGGCAAGGGCUCAGUCCUCGUCAGUCCGGGAUCUACUUCGAGCGGAUUCUCGUCACGACGAUCCAGCCAAGACGGCUUCCAUCUUGAAGAACUGUCCCCGGUCCAGCAGCAACUGUCUGAGAUCAACAACCGGUACAGUCUGCUGGGCACGAAGCUGUCGGACCGCCACUCCGAGCUGGAGGCCAUCAGGGAGGAGAUCAAGAAGCACUUGGAGAGCUUUAAGACUUUGAACGCGUUCUUGGACAAGGUGCAGAGACAAUUGCCUAAGGACACAGUCCCCAACAACAAGGAGGAGGCUGAUAAGAUCAUAAAACAAGCUCGCGCCGUCCUCGAAGAGAUGUACGAGAAACAGAGCAUCCUCGACUCCACUAAGACACAGGUACGAGAACUCCUGAAGCGCAAACAGAGCGUGCAGGGGGCGGACCGUCUGCACGACGAGAUGGAAGACGUCGCCUCCAGGUGGAAGGCUCUUCACGACGGCUUGAAAGACAAGAUAAGACUGAUGGAGGAGAUGAAGGACUUCUUGGACACACACUCGAACCUGUCCCAGUGGCUCAACGCCAAGGAGCGCAUGAUGGCGGCCCUGGGACCCAUCUCCACCGACUCCAGCAUGGUGCACACACAAGUACAGCAGGUGCAGGUCCUCCGCGAAGAGUUCCGCAGCCAGCAGCCGCAGCUGACCCACCUGGAGGAGGUGGGCAGCGCCGUGCUGUCCCGGCUGCCGCCCCACUCCGCGGACGCGCGCGCCCUCCAGGGACAACUGCAUGACGUUACGCAUCGCUGGGACGACCUCCUUGCCAAGCUGGCGGCGCGCGCGGAGAGCCUGGGCACGGCGGCGGACACGGCGCGCGAGUUCGACGCGGGGCUGGCGCGGCUGCGGGGCGCGCUCGCCGCCAUCAGCGACAAGCUGGACGAGCUCGCGCCCGACCACGAGCCCGACGAGCAGCUGCGCAAGAUCGAGCACUUGGAGCGCCAGCUGGAGGGGCAGCGGCCGCUGCUGGCGGGGCUGGAGGUGUCGGGCGCGGCGCUGGCGGGCGUGUGCGAGGCCGCCGCGGCGCAGCACGUGGGCGCGCGCCUGGCCGCCGCCGCCCGCCACCUCGACACCCUGCAGCGGAAGCUGGACCACAGGAAGGCCGAGCUCGAAGCCGCGCUCAAGGACGGCCGCAAUCUCGAAGAGAACGUCGCCCGAACCCUCGGCUGGCUCCAGUCUGAGCUGGGCUCGCUGCCGAGCCGCCUCCAAGUGUCCGCGGACAUCAACAAACUGCAACAACAGAUACAGAAACACGAGCCCCUCUACAGAGAUCUCACUCAACGGGAACAUGAAAUUAUUAUGUUGAUUGAUAAGGGCCGUGAAAUGGAAAAGAAACCUUCUCACCAGAACUUAAGGAAGGAUCUCGAUCGUAUACAAGCUCAGUGGGACAAGCUGAAGCGAGAGAUUGUCGACAGAAACACAAGACUACACACCGCCAUGGAACACUGCCGUAAGUUCCACAAGUGCCAAGAGUCGUUCUUGCCGUGGCUGGCGGACACCGAGGAACGCAUCGCCAAGCUUCCUCCGCCGGCAUUCUCCAAGAAGGAAGUUGAGAAACAACUUAGAGAACUGCAACACAUCCGAAACGACAUAUGGAAGAGGGCCGGAGAGUUCGAGAACAACAAAACUCUCGGUGAGACUUUCAUUUCGUCGUGUGACGUCGACCAAGACGUGGUCCGAACGCAAAUUGACAGCAUGAAGGAAAGAUGGGACAAGAUAAACAACGAGGUUCUCCAGCAAGUGGAGUUCCUGGAGACGACGAGCCGCAUGCUGGGCGAGGUGCUGGAGAAGAGCCGCGGCGUGGAGACUCCGCUGCAGCGCUGCGAGGAGCGGCUGCGGGACGCGCACGCCGCGCCGCCCGCGCUCGCCGCGCCCGCACUCGCCGCGCUCGCCGACCAUCUGCAGGCCCUGUGCGCGCCGCUGCAGAGCGUGGAGGUGGCAGUAGAUGACAUAGUGACGAUGGCGGAGGAGCGGCUGGGCCCCGAGGGCGGAGCCCGGGCCCGCGCGGCGCUGGAGGAGGGCCCGCGUGCCCUGGCCGAGCGGCUGCACCGGCUGCAGGACCAGGCCGACCUCGCACGCACCAGGCUCGCGGGCGCCACGGCCGCGCUCACUCACUUCCAGGACAAAGUGAAGAGUCUAUCGCACGACCUGUCGGACCUGGACAAGGAGUUGGACUCGAUGAAGCCGCCGGGGCGCGACCUCAAGACCGUGAAGCAGCAGCUGGAGGACGUGGCACGCUUCUACAAGCGGCUGGAGGGCGCCGACGACCUCAUCGCGCAGGCGGAGCGCGCCGCCGAGGGGCUCGCCGACAGCGGCUACACCGCCGACUCCGCCAAGACCAGGGACCAGGUGGAAGGGCUCCGUAAGCAGCUAGCCAAGCUGGACGAGAGGGCUCGCUCCAAGGAGCAGGACCUCGAUGACACCCUCAGCAAACUGGAAGCCUUCUAUAAGGCCUACGAUUCGGUCAUGGAUGACGUGCAGGAGGCUUCGGAACAAAUGAGAAGUCUGAAGCCGGUGUCGUCGGAAGUCGACCAGAUCCGCGCCCAGCAGAAGGACUUCGCGGAACUAAAGCGUCGCACGCUCGAGCCCCUGGGACAGAACGUGACCCACUGCAACAAGAUCGGGCAGGGGCUGGUCAGGUCCGCCCUGCAGGGAGCCAACACUCAGGCGCUAGAGAAGGACCUCGAGAAGAUGAACGACAAAUGGAACGCUCUGAAGGAAAAGAUGAACGAACGCGAGCGGCGCCUGGACGUGGGGCUGCUGCAGUCCGGCAAGUUCGCUGAGGCGCUGGCCGGCCUGGACAAGUGGCUCGCCGACACCGAGGACAUGGUGCGCAACCAGAAGCCGCCCUCGGCCGACUACAAGGUCGUCAAGGCGCAGCUACAGGAGCAGAAGUUCCUGAAGAAGAUGUUGAUGGACCGUCAAAACUCCAUGUCGUCUCUGUUCGCGAUGGGCAACGAGGUGGCUGCCGGCUGCGAGCCUCAGGAGAGAAAGGCCAUCGAGAAACAACUCAAGGGCCUGGUGCAGAGGUUCGACGACCUCACCACCUCCGCACAACAGAGGAUGCUGGAUCUGGAACAGGCUAUGAAGGUAGCAAAGCAAUUCCAAGAGGAGCUGCAGCCCCUGGUCGAGUGGCUGGGAGUGUCAGAACGUAAAGUCAAGUCUUUGGAACUGGUGCCCACUGAUGAGGAAAAAAUACAGCAGAAGAUCAGAGAGCAUAAGGCCCUCCACGACGACAUCCUGUCAAAGCAGCCGGCGUUCAAGCAGCUGACGGAGACAGCCUCGACCCUGAUGGGGCUGGUCGGGGACGACGAAGCCACCGCGCUGGCCGACAGGCUGCAGGCCGCCACCGACAGAUACCAAACUCUGGUGGAUCACAAUUUGAACGUAGGCGAUCUGUUGGAGAGCUCUCGCAAGGGGCUGCGGCACCUCGUGCUCACGUACCAGGACCUGUCCGCCUGGAUGGACGGCAUGGAGCAGUACCUCGCCAAGAGGAAGCUGCUCCCGGUCCACAUGGAGAAACUGCUCCGGCAAAUGGACGAAUUGGCUGAGAAAACUGAAGAAAUAGCCGUGAAGCAAGAAGCAGUCGACAGCACCGUGGACUCGGGCCUCGAGCUCAUGAAGCACAUCUCCGGAGACGAAGCUCUGCAGCUCAAGGACAAGCUGGACGCCCUGCAGCGCCGGUACAACGACCUCACCAGCCGCGGGGCCGACCUGCUCAGGGUGGCCUCCGAGACCCUGCCCCUCGUGCAGCAGUUCUACAACAGUCAUGCCAAACUAACGGAAUGGAUGACGAGCGCGGAGACGUGCCUGCAGUCAGUGGAGCCCCGCGAGGAAGACAUCCUGCGGCUGGAGGUGGAGCUGCAGGAGUUCAGGCCGGUGCUGGACACCAUCAACUCCGUCGGACCGCAGCUCUGUCAGAUAUCUCCCGGAGAGGGCGCCACUCACAUCGAAGGAAUCGUGACCCGCGACAACAGGAGGUUCGACGCCAUCGCCGAGCAGGUGCAGAGGAAGGCCGAGAGGCUGCUGCUCAGCAAGAAGCGUUCCCUGGAGGUGGUGGGCGACAUGGAGGAGCUGGUGGAGUGGCUGCGCGGCGUGGAGGCGCGCCUGCGGUCCGCCGCGCCGCCCUCGUGCGAGCCCGCCGCCGUGCGCGCGCAGCUGCGCGACCAGCGCCCGCUGCACGACGAGCUGGCGGCGCAGCGCGUGCGCUGCCGGGACCUGCUCGCACAGGCCAAGAAGGUGGUGCGCGAGUGCGGGUCCGCGGAGGAGGCGGCGGGCGUGCGCGCGCGGAGCGAGGAGCUGCGCGAGGUGAUGGAGGAGGUGGGGGCGCUGGCCGCCGCGCGCCUCGCCGCGCUCGAGCACGCGCUGCCGCUCGCAGAGCACUUCGCCGACACGCACCUCGGUCUCACGUCCUGGCUGGACGACAUGGAGAGGCAGAUCCACAUGCUGGCCAUGCCCGCGCUCAGACCCGAGCAGAUCGCCCAGCAGCAGGACAAGAAUGAGAUGCUGCAACAGUCCAUAGCGGGGCACAAGCCGCUGGUGGACAAGCUGGUGAAGACGGGCGAGGCGCUGGCGCGGCUGUGCAGCGAGCUGGACGCCGCCAAGCUGCAGGACGUGCUGGAGGGAGACUGCGAGCGGUACAACGCGCUGCGGGCCGAGCUGCGGCUGCGGCAGCAGGAGCUCGAGCAGGCUCUGCAAGAAUCGUCCCAGUUCUCGGACAAGCUGGAGGGCAUGCUGCGGGCGCUGUCAGGCGCCGCCGACCAGCUGCAGCGCGCCGAGCCGGUCUCCGCUCACCCACCCAAGAUCGAAGACCAAAUCGAAGAGAACGACGCCCUGGUGGAGGACCUGGACAAGCGCAAGGAGGCGUACAACGCCGUGCAGCGCGCCGCCUCCGACGUGUUCAGCAAGGCCAACAAGAGCGACCCCGCCGUGCGCGACAUCCGGAACAAACUCGACAAGCUCAACAAACUGUGGGACGAGGUGCAGCGCUCGUCGGAGAAGCGGCGGCGCGGGCUGUCGGGCGCGCUGGGCGUGGCGCGCGAGUUCUGGGCGGCGCUGCGGGCCGUGUCCAGCACGCUGGCCGAGCUCGCCGACACGCUGGCCGCGCAGCCGCCGCCCGCCGCGCACCCGCCCGCCAUCCAGCAGCAGCAGCUCGCGCUGCAGGAGAUCCGCCACGAGAUCGACCACACCAAGCCCGAGGUGGAGAAAGUACGGAAGACCGGUUCCACUCUCAUGUCUCUCUGCGGGGAACCCGACAAGCCAGAGGUCAAGAAACACAUGGAGGACCUAGACAACGCAUGGGACAACAUCACAGCACUCUACGCCAGACGAGAGGAGAAUCUCAUCGAUGCUAUGGAAAAGGCGAUGGAGUUCCAUGACACCUUGCAGAAUCUCCAAGACUUCCUGGACACGGCGGAAGACAAGUUUUCGCGCAUGGGUCCGCUCGGCUCGGACAUCGACGCCGUGAAGCGUCAGAUCGCUCAGCUAGCCUCCUUCAAGCAGGAGGUCGACCCUCACAUGGUGAAGGUCGAAGCUUUGAACAGGAGUUUGACGAGGCAAGCCCAGGAGCUGACAGAGAGAACGUCGUCAGAGCAAGCGGCCGCCAUCAAGCAGCCCUUGACGGAGGUCAACGCUCGUUGGUCGGCGCUGCUCCGCGGCAUGGUGGAGCGCCAGCAGCAGCUGGAGAAGGCGCUGCUGAGACUCGGGCAGCUCCAGCACGCCCUGCAGGAGCUCCUCGCGUGGAUACAGAACACCACAGACACUUUGGACACGUUGAAACCGGUGGCAGGCGACCCCCAGGUGCUGGAGGUGGAGCUGGCCAAGCUGAAGGUGCUGGUGAACGACAUAGCGGCGCACCAGGCCAGCGUCGACACGCUCAACGACGCCGGCGCGCAGAUUGUGCACCACGGUACCGAAGAGGCGGGCGAGACGGCCGAAAAACUGGCAACACUAAACAAAAAAUGGCGCGAACUCCAACAAAAAGCAAGAGACAGACAAACUGAGCUCGAAGACGCGCUCAGAGAAGCACAGAGUUUCAAUGCGGAAAUCGGUGACCUGCUGUCGUGGCUGUCCGAAGUGGACGGCGUCAUCGCGGCCUCCAAGCCCGUCGGGGGGCUCCCGGAGACCGCCUCCGAGCAGCUGGAGAGGUUCAUGGAGGUAUACAGCGAAAUAGAAGAGAACCGCCCCAAAGUCGAAGCCGUGCUGCAGCAGGGACAGGAGUACAUCAAGCGGCAGGAGAAACCCAACCCGACUUCACAGCUCAACCACAGCCUCAAGACCUUGAAGUCUCGAUGGGAUAACGUCACUGCCAGAGCAUCCGACAAGAAGAUCAAGUUGGAGAUAGCUCUGAAGGAGGCGACGGAGUUCCACGACGCGCUGCAGGCCUUCGUGGACUGGCUCACCGCCGCGGAGAAGACCCUCACCUCGGCCAAGCCGGUCUCCAGGGUCAUGGAAACCUUGCUCACCCAAAUCGAAGAGCACAAGAGCUUCCAAAAGGAGGUGUCCACGCACCGGGAGACCAUGCUGCAGUUGGACAAGAAGGGAACACACCUCAAGUACUUCAGCCAGAAGCAGGACGUGAUCCUCAUUAAGAACUUGCUGGUCUCCGUACAGCAUCGCUGGGAGAGGGUCGUCUCCAAGUCUGCCGAAAGGACCAGGGCCCUCGACCAUGGCUUCAAAGAGGCUAAGGAGUUCAGUGACAUGUGGAACAACCUGAUGAAUUGGCUGAACGAGACCGAGGAGCAGCUGGACCAACUGAACUCGGAGGCGACGGUCAACGACCCCGAUAAGAUCAAACAGAGAUUAAACAAACACCGCGAGUUCCAAAAGGCUCUGGCUUCCAAGCAGCCAGCUUACGACCUCACUAUGAAGACCGGCAAGCAGCUCAAGGACAAGGCUCCCAAGGGUGACGAGAACACGUUGAAGACAAUGAUAACGGAUAUGAAGACGAAAUGGACAACCGUGUGCUCUAAGGCUGUUGACAGGCAACGGAAACUGGAAGAGGCGCUGCUGUACUCGGGACAGUUCAAAGACGCCAUGUCAGCGCUGCUGGACUGGCUCAAGAAGCAACAGAAGCUUCUGGAAGGAGACGCUCCCGUCCACGGCGACCUGGACACCGUGAUGGCGCUCAUUGAGCAACAUAAGCAAUUCGAAGAGGACCUGCAUUCGCGCGAGCAGCAGAUGCAGUCCGUCACCAAGACCGGCCGGGACCUGGAGGCCACCGUACCACUGGAAGAUGCCGCCAACAUCCGCCAACAAGGCAGCGAACUUAAGCAACUGUGGGACAGCGUACUCUCCCUCAGCGAGAGGAAAGCGCACAAGUUGGAGGGCGCACUCAAAGAGGCGGAAAAACUGCAUCGCUCGGUGAACAUGCUCCUGGAGUGGCUCUCGGACGCGGAGACCAAGCUUCGCUUCUCGGGCCAGCUCCCCGAAGGCGACGAGGAGACGCAGCAGCAGAUACGGGACCACGAGCGCUUCGUGCGCGAACUCAACGAGAAGAAGCAGGACAAGGACGAGACUAUCACGCUGGCUCACUCUAUCCUGAGCAAGGCGCACACCGACGCCGUCACCGUCAUCAAGCACUGGAUCACCAUCAUACAGAGCCGCUGGGACGAGGUAUGGCAAUGGGCCAUGCAGCGGGGCGGCAAGCUGGACGCGCACAUGCAGAGCCUCAGAGACCUGGACCUCGUGCUCGAGGAGUUGCUGCAGUGGCUCACCGGACUCGAGAACAACUUGCUAUCAAUGGAGACUGAGCCGCUGCCUGAAUCCAUAGAGCUUCUCGAGGGCUUGAUAGAAGACCACAAAGAACUGAUGGAGCACACUCAGAAGAGACAGAACGAAGUAGACCGCGUCUGCAAAGCGUACCAGGUGAAGAGUCAGGUUCAAGGAAGAGAAUCGACCCCAAGGAAGGUAUCAGCGAAGAGCGCCACGAAAGGAACUCCUGGGCGCGGCUCCCAGCACGACCUGCACCGGGACCGCUCGGUCUCGCCCGACUACUACGGAUCUAGAAGAUUCAGGUCCAGACUACACUCGCGAAGUAGGAGAGGAAGUCGUAUCAGCCCUGGACGGGAGACGCCAGAUCGGAACCUGCCCCACUACGGACCCCGAUUCCCGCCGAAGGGAAGCAAAGGUGCAGAGCCGGAGUUCAGGUCGCCCCGCGUGAAGCAGCUGUGGGACCGGUGGCGCAACGUGUGGCUGCUCGCCUGGGAGCGCCAGCGGAGGCUGCAUGAGCGCCUCGCCCAUCUCAAGGAACUUCAGCGCGUCUCCAACUUCAGCUGGGACGACUGGAGGAAGAGGUUCCUCAAGUUCAUGAACCACAAGAAGUCCCGCCUGACAGAUCUGUUCCGUAAAAUGGACAAGGACAACAACGGGCUGAUACCGAGGAAUGAGUUCAUCGAUGGCAUCGUCAACACCAAAUUCGACACAUCCCGGCUGGAGAUGGGCGCCGUGGCGGAUCUGUUCGACAGGAACGGCAGCGGCCUCAUCGACUGGGAGGAGUUCAUUGCGGCGCUUCGCCCUGACUGGGUGGAACGCCGCGGACCCCCGACCGAUGCGGACAAAAUUCACGACGAGGUGAAGCGACUCGUGAUGCUGUGCACGUGCCGACAGAAGUUCCGCGUGUUCCAGGUCGGAGAAGGGAAAUACAGGUUCGGGGACUCCCAGAAACUGCGUCUAGUCCGUAUCCUCCGCUCCACCGUCAUGGUGAGGGUCGGAGGGGGCUGGGUGGCGCUCGACGAGUUCCUCGUGAAGAACGAUCCCUGCAGAGCUGAAGAAUUUAUGGAGCAGUUGAGGCCUAUAUUUGAGGCUUUGAGACAGCGGGAAGAGCUCCCGUGCUCAUAUCCACUUCACGUCGGUUCUACACAUGGCACAAAGCAGGCGUUCAUUUACGGCCAUUCAAGAUCUCAGGGCUCCACGACGCCGGGUGCCCAUCAUUAUACACACCAUCACGGAUACCAACCAUCUCCAGGAUACCAUUGGGUGAGGGAAAGAACAGCUCGAUCGGUGCCUAUGUCCGCUGGAGCGGGAGCGGCCGGUCGCGCUUCCAGAUCUUCGUUGAGCGCAGGAACACCAGACUCGCUCAGUGAUAACGAAGCGGCGAGCGGACUUGGAACAAGAUACAGGAAGCCCAGCGUUCCAAGGUCCACUUUGACACCGGGAACAUCUCGACCCGGUUCUCGAGCUGGAUCGAGGGCAGGAUCAAAACCCCCUUCGAGACAUGGAUCGAAUUUAUCCUUGGAUAGUACAGACGAUGCGACAACGCCGUCCCGCAUUCCCAUGAGGAAAGUCACGAAUACGAAGACUUCGAUCGCGCGUGCUGCCGCCAAUGCAAGCAAGCUUGGGGUUAGCACACCGAACGGCUCCCGUCCGAGGACGCCCACCGGUUACCUGACGCCGGCUAGUGGAAGGUAUUCUAGCGGAGGGAUGUAUCGCACCUCAAGUAUACCGACACUGAUGGUCGUGCCGCCCCUAGCGAGCCCGACGCAUUCCCAGCCAUCUUCCAUGGCAUCUGAACAUCCCAAGUCACUGUCCCACAAUCAUCCCGCAUUCCAAACUCAGGGGUCGACCAAGAUCCCUGUUUACGUUGGCAAUCGAUCUCAGAGAACUCCCUCAGUCGAGAGACGUUUAAAACUGUCCAGAAAAUCUAAUUCCCGUGAGAAUUCUCAAGAGCCCAGUCCUACCUCCCUCGAUCCCUCCAGGAAGUCCGAGCAGAGGAGUCCCGAAGACGACUCAUCAUUGUUCAGCAUAUCUGGAAUGACGAGUGACAAUGAAUACGAAAGUAAUAUGAGCGAGUCUAGCGGCGAAGCGUCUAAGCCGACUCAACGUGGCACCAAAUGGAGUGGGUCUUUUACUUCGAACGAUCUACAAACGCCAGGACGAAGUCGCAUCCCAGUCCUUAAGGAUCAACAUACUAACAGUACUCUGAAUAGACAAAGGACGCCGUCGGGCAGCACGACGCCGGUACGGUCGGGACAGCAGACCGCGGUGUCUCGUCUACUGCGGAAGCCGUCGGACGCGUCGGAGUCCGGCACGCCGGCGACGCCCGCCGCCCGCCGCGCCCCCGCCACGCCCAAAACCACAGAGAAACGCGAACCAUUCCGAUUGUAAACGAACGUAAACAAACAACUCAUCGACACACGCGACUGAGAAAUGACAGAUGACAGAUGUAAUCUAUGCAAUGCAAGUCGCUUUGACGCUUUUGAGCCGCUCACUAAGAAACUUCAAACCGAUAUUAGUUUAAUAUUAAUUGGCUUUGUGCGAGAACAGAGCGGCUGGCAUCGGCAUAGCAACAAGUGCCGAUUAUGAUAUAUUUGUAUUAAAAUUAUACUAACAUUUAUUAACCGAUUCGCCGAUUAAGCCAAGCUUAAUUAAAAAAAAAAAUUAAAAAAAAACGAAGGAAGACGCGCGGAUGCGGCUUUUUAGUUAAGAAGUAAUAGAAGUUAGUAGUAAAACUUGAAGUCUGCACUCGUUGCCUUGUAUACAUAUUUUUUUCUACUGAACAUGCAAAUGUUGCACUGCAGGAUCAUUUCAAUGUUCUAAUAAUUAUUUUGUGCUGUUUUUUAUUUUCUAUGUUCAUACAAUGUUUUUUUUUUAUAUACCUUAUUAUGUCGAUUUGUAUAAUUCCCCUUUGUCUCUUAUUUAUUGUCGACGUUGCCAUAAUUGUUAGUGUAUGUUUUAUGAUACGUAUAAGUCUCGGUGUGAAGGAGACGAGAAGGAAAGUGUGAUUUCUUGAAACUAUUUUUUUUUUGUGGAAUAAUUUUCUUUAGGGACCAUUUUGUUAAUUGAGACUCUAGGUUAUUGCCGGUGAAUGUUUUUUUUUUGGAUCCCUUUCGAUUUCGUGAUAACGCCAGAUUACGUAUUCGGAAUGAUCCUAUUAAAAAUAUUAUCGGCGAUACGUUAAGGUGAUAUAAUAGAAUUUAUUUAUGAAUAUUUUACAUUUUUGCGUAAUACACAAUCAUGUUUCCCAUCAUUUUCAUUAAAUUCUUUUUCUUGUUUUCUUUAAUUUAAGAAUUAAAGUUAUCUUGAAUGUGUACAUUAUUUUGUAUGUUCUAUUGCGUUUCUGGCACAAUCAACGGAGUCCAUACUUUUAGACAUCAGGCACGAUCACGCCAAUCGUGUCGAAAUUCGCAUUAAUAAAAUGGCUAGCAAAGUACGUCGGGAAACGACUACUGUAAAAUUAAAAAAAAAGCUAACCAUUCACAUUGUUAAACAAGCGCUUUAAUAUUAUGUAAUCUUUCUCAUUUAUAAUGUUAACCGUCACUUAAGUAUAUAUCUGUUGAUUAUAAUCGGACUCUGUAAUAAAACUUUUAGAAAUAAAAUUUAAAAAAAACUUAA
Bombyx mandarina (wild silkworm) is the source of this 19940-nucleotide messenger RNA. It is a transcript of the gene shot, whose product is annotated as dystonin-like protein short stop. The record is from RefSeq and is a predicted model, not a curated record. Gene Ontology annotation, biological process: cytoplasmic microtubule organization; wound healing; intermediate filament cytoskeleton organization. Gene Ontology annotation, molecular function: calcium ion binding; structural molecule activity; microtubule binding. NCBI's taxonomy places the organism in Eukaryota, Metazoa, Arthropoda, Insecta, Lepidoptera, Bombycidae. Gene Ontology annotation, cellular component: cytoplasm; cytoskeleton; hemidesmosome.